GGCAGGGAGGAGCACAUCCGAAUGCAGAGAUGCCGCAGUGGCUGGCGGCGGGCGCGCAAGCGGCGGAAUAGCAGCAGCAGCAGCAGCAGCAGCAUCACCAUCAGCAUCAGCAGGGAAGAAGGCUCACCGGCGGAAGGAGGGCAGCAAGAGCAGGCAAGGCGGUGGCUCCUGCCUUUGCGCCUGCUUCCAGGAUCCCGGGGCUCUCCCCGCGCAGCCACGCCGCGCACCGACACGUGCGGCCCCCUCCGCUCUCCGCCCGAAGAAUAUUCUUCUCAUCUAUUCCAUUUGUGGAUCUGUAAUACAUGCCUGUAGCCCAUAAUGGGAUUCUCUGUGGAGCUUGUCUUCUUUUCAUCAGCUGUCAUCUUUUGUACAGUAUGGUGGCCAACAGAGAGCACUGUAAGGAAUUAUGGGCCAGUAUUUGAAGAACAACCACGCAAUACCCUGUUUCCAGAAGGGUCAUCAGAGGAGCAAAUAUUGUUGACAUGUCAAGCACGAGCCAGCCCUCCUGCAACCUACAGAUGGAAGCUGAAUGGCACAGAGAUCAAAAUCGAGACAAAUUCCCGUUACAGGUUGAAUGGGGGCAACCUGGUGAUAAGCAACCCAGUGAAACUCAAAGAUGCUGGAUUCUACCAAUGUGUGGCAUCCAACUCUGUGGGCACAGUACUCAGCAGAGAAGCUUAUGUUCGCUUUGGCUUUUUGCAGGAAUUCUCUACAGAAGAACGAGAUCCAGUGAGGGGUACAGAGGGCUGGGGAGUGAUGUUUACUUGCAGUCCACCGCCACAUUUUCCUGGUAUUGAAUACCGCUGGUUUGUGAAUGACUUCCCCAACUUCAUCUCAACAGACAGAAGACGCUUCAUCUCACAGACAACAGGAAACCUUUACAUUGCUAAAACAGAGGCCUCUGACCUUGGCAACUACUCCUGUUUUGCCACUGGCCACAUUGACUCUUUUAAAAAGAGCGUUUUUAGCACAUCUUCUCAGCUCAGCCUUGCCAGAGAAGAUUCUAGACCAUAUGCCCCAACCAUUAAAGCCAAGUUUCCCUCCGACACUUUCGCUCUGGCCGGGCAGUUGGUUGCUUUGGAGUGUUUUGCCUUUGGGAACCCUGUCCCGCAAAUAAAAUGGCGGAAGUUGGAUGGUAGCCAGUCUUCCAGGUGGAUUACAACAGAACCCCUCCUGGAGUUUAAAGAAGUCGGCUUUGAGGAUGAAGGCACUUAUGAGUGCGAGGCUGAGAACAUCCAAGGAAAAGACACCUAUCGGGGUCGCAUCAUAAUUCAAGCUCAACCAGAAUGGCUGAAGGUCAUUUCGGACAAAGAAGCUGACAUUGGAGCAGACCUCCACUGGAGCUGUGCUGCAGCUGGGAAGCCCAGGCCUACUCUAAGAUGGCUACGGAAUGGACAGUCAUUAACUUCACAGAAUCGCAUUGAAGUGAAUGGUGGAGAUUUGAGGAUUUUCAAGUUAACAAUGGAGGACUCAGGCAUGUAUCAGUGUGUAGGAGAGAAUAAACAUGGCAACAUUUAUGCAAGUGCUGAAUUGUAUGUGCAAGCCUUUGCUCCUGAUUUUCGGUUAAACCCCGUGAGGCGACUGAUACCAGCAGCUCGAGGUGGAGAAAUUAUCAUCCAUUGUCAACCAAAAGCUGCCCCAAAGGCUAGCAUAAUUUGGACCAAAGGAACCGAGCUUCUAAGUAAUGGUUCCAGAAUCACUAUUACUCCAAGUGGCACUUUGAUCAUUCGGAACAUUAGCAAGUCAGAUGAGGGGAAGUACACCUGCUUUGCUGAGAAUUUCAUGGGCAAAGCAAACAGCACAGGAACCUUGUCAGUUCGAGAUGCCACUAAAAUCACUCUUGCACCAUCCAGUGCUGACAUUAACGUAGGUGAGAACAUUACCUUGAAGUGCCAUGCCUCUCAUGACCCAACAAUGGAUCUUACAUUUACUUGGUGUCUGGAUGACUUACUCAUUGACAUUAGCAAGUCUGAAGGCCACUACAAGAGAGCUAGUACAAAAGAAAAUAUUGGAGACCUUAUGGUCUUGAAUGCUCAGUUGAAACAUGCUGGUCGAUAUACUUGCACAGCCCAGACUGUGGUGGACAGUGCUUCUGAAUCAGCCACCCUAGUUGUAAGAGGACCACCCGGGCCUCCUGGGGGACUGGUAGUCACAGACAUCAAGGACACAACAGUGCAACUAAGCUGGAGUCGGGGCUUUGAUAACCACAGUCCAAUAGCCAAAUAUGUCAUCCAGGUCCGCACACCUAUCUUCUCCCAGUGGAAGCAAGCACGCACCAAUCCUGCAAAUAUUGAAGGGAAUUCAGAGACAGCCCAAGUAGGCAAUCUCAUCCCAUGGAUGGAUUAUGAAUUUCGGGUCCUGGCCAGCAACAUCCUUGGUGUUGGAGAGCCCAGCAUGCCAUCUGCCAAAAUUCGCACCAAAGAAGCUGCUCCAACCGUUGCACCAUCUGGGCUCAACGGGGGAGGAGGAGCACCUGGAGAACUGAUCAUCAAUUGGACGCCAAUACAACGGGAGUACCAAAAUGGAGAUGGCUUUGGAUAUAAGCUUACUUUCCGAAAGGAAGGCACUCAGGUCUGGAAAACUGCAACCGUGCUAGGGGCAGAAUCACUGCAUUAUGUGUAUCGCAAUGAGAGCAUAGCACCUUAUACACCAUUUGAAGUGAAGAUCAAGGCCUUCAACAAGAAGGGAGAAGGACCUGAAAGCCUGGUAUCCAUUGUACACUCUGCAGAAGAAGAACCAAGAGUUGCUCCCUCCAACAUUACAGUAAAUAUUGUUAUGGCUACAGAAAUGGAUAUAUCUUGGAAUCCUGUGGAAGACCAUGAUAUGAAUGGAGUUCUCCUGGGAUAUGAGAUCCGAUACUGGAAGCAUGGUGACAAAGAAGAGGCCGCUGACAGAGUGAGGACAGCAGGCCUUGUCAGCUCGGCACAUGUGACAGACCUCCACCCAAACACAAAGUACCAUGUGGCAGUCAGAGCUUACAACCGAGCAGGGACUGGACCAGCCAGCAUUCCCACAAGCUUCACAACAACAAAGCCCCCACCAAGAAGGCCACCUGACAACAUAUCCUGGAAGUUUUCCAGCUCCAGUGUGAGCAUCAAGUGGGAUCCCGUGGUUGCCAAGGCGGAUGAGUCUGCUGUUACUGGCUAUAAGAUGCUGUGUCACAUUGACUCGCAUUCAGAUCCUAUCCUGUACAUUGUCAGCAAUAAUCGGAUUGAGAUCCCAGUCCCAGAAGAUUCAACUCAUGCUCUGGUGCAAAUCAGAACAACAGGUCCUGGUGGAGAUGGAGUCCCAGCAGAGGUGCAUAUUCUGAGGAAUGGCGGUACAAGCAUGAUGGUGAAAAAUUCUGCAGACCAUCCAAUAACACAGACAGCAGUUGCCCUGACUCACUCACUAAUAAUGUUUGUCCUAAUUGGCUCACUGGAGCUCUGAUGGCAGCCACCAAGAAGGCUACUGGAGGGCUACUAAUCUAGCUGGAGCGAGUCAAGUGUUGCCCUUUAGGACUACAAAUUUCUACUAUAAAUCUCUACCACAACUGAUGCACUGCUCAGAGUGGCUGGUAAAAAAAAGAACUCAAAAGAAAAAUAACAGCUUUUCUUUGUUUUUGUUUUGUUUUUGUUUUUUUUAAGAAAAUAAGAACAUUUCAUACAGUAUUUGAGUCUUUAACCAAUCAAAGAUUUUUUAAAAACUGAAUAAACAAAGGGGUGAAUUCCAUAAGAAAUGUGGAAACAGGAUUCUCAUAUUACUGUAUUCAGUAGAUUCUUCUGCCUUACAAAGCCAUGUGCAAAUGUAAUCAAGACUUCAAGAACUUGAUCUUUUUUUCUUUUUUUAAAAUAAACCAAACCAGACUAAAUACAGUAUCUUGUAAGGGAAGGUUUUCAGAGUGAUGACCAUGUUCUGUAUCAUUCCAGCUACAGCCAGUUACUGAACCAGAGACUUUGGUUUUCAGAGUACAAGGGGAAUCUACGGAGUGACAGUUUUAAACAAACCAUCUGCUUUCAAGGCAAGUGAUUGAAGCUCACAAAGCCCAUGGAGACUGGCAGUCCUCUUCCAGCCCCAAACAGCAGAAGAAAAUGAAAGGUUGUGAAAUGGGUUGGCAAAAGAGGGAAACCAGUGGCUCAUUGGAGAAUCCAAAAAAUAUUUCAGUUGCCUUAUGAUAUAACUUCUGCUACCUGUACAUAUUGCUUAUAAUUCUAUUUCUGUGCUGUUCCAAUUCACAUAAAACAAAUUGUUCCUCUACACCCCCCACUCACCCCAAAAUUCAGCAAAUCUUAACUUUGGUUCAUUUCCUUCAGGUUUCCUUCCUUACCCACCCUUAGAGUUUUGAAGGGACAAGCAACAGGGAUCCUGUUAGCAUUGUAACAUAGGUAAAACUAACAUAUAUCUUGUGGUGGAUAGUGGAGAGCACAGGGUAGGGGAGAAACAUUUGAUUAUGUCCUAUACACAGCAACAUCAUUAUCUGGAGCCAUCAAAGAACCACAGGCAGAUCCUGGAGGAUGCCUUUGUUCUGUGCACCCAGUUUUAUCUGGGUGACCCUGUAUACAAUAAAAAGCCCUACACAAAGAGAGAGUGGUGAUGAACUGGAGAACCUUACUCUCCCAUCUCAUGUAGAUUCUCAACUCUGAACAUAGUAGACUCCAAAAAGUUACUGCAGAAGCCCCAGGACAUCUACCCAAUAGACAUGCGGUUAUCACCCGCCCAGGUUUCAUUGAUGUGGACCUGAGAGUAUUAAUAUAAAAGAGUGUUUCCUGAUUUUCCAUUGCUUGGUAUGAAAUGGUCCUUUGAUAUGUUAUGAGAAUAUUUGUGCAAUUAUCAAAUAUUUGGCCUUUGUGAAAAAUUCAUUUGUACGAAAAUAUUGCAGUUAGGCUAGAUAUAUUUUGCACAAAAAUAUAUUCAUUGAUAGAUCGACAUGUGACUUUAAGGUGCACACAAACACAUCCCUGCAAAAACACAAUGGCUGGCAUCGUGUUGGGAAUUUAUGUAAACCAAAUUGUUAUUGUUAACAGUUUAGAAGUGAUUACAACAGUGGGACAGUUUGAAUGGCAAGGUGCCCUUGUGAAAUGGCAAUGCAAAGAGAGGGAAGCAAUGCCAUCCACAAAAAAACAACAACAACUUCAAGGCAGUAGUAGUCUAGAACACAGGGCAAUGGAAAGUCAUGGAUGCCUUGAACCUAGCUAGAAAUAUAUCCUCACAUUUCAUUGUGCCACAAUAGGAUAUCUUUCGUAAUGCUCCAAUAUAUAUCAUUGCAAUAUUCUAAUAAGGUUGUUUCUAUAUCAGCAAUGUUACUCCAUCGUCAUAAAGCUUUACAUCCUUGAUGCAAGCACUUCUGCUUUGUACAAAAUGUUAUAAAAUAGUGCUUUUGUACAAAUUAAUGUUUUGCGCAAAAUGUCAUGAAAUGCAAAAAAACAAAAACAAAACAAAAACCAGCUAUAUGUUCACAAAUUCUUCUAAUCUUGUUUAUUAGAGAGGAAGCUUCUGGAUUAUUUUGAUCUCAUAUGUCAGAAUUAAAUAAGAGAUGAUUUAUAUCCCUAUCUGAGAAGGAAUUUUAUCCACUGUUGAAAUGGCAUUCCAUCUGGUCAUUUGUGGUUGUUCAACUGACUGGUGGUUUGAAAUUGCCCUCUGUGCCUAUAGAUCAUUCUCAGAAUUAGGUCUUAGCUCGAUUGAACACCUGAAUAUAAGUGUAUGAAUACUGGCUGACAGAUUUACACUACUCCCUACUCUCACUCAAGUCCUUGCUCUAAUUGUUAAUGUUUAUUGCAGAUAUGUCUAUAUGCUUGAUCUUCACCACAUAAUGAAAGAAUAAGGAAGGGAAAAUCUCAGCUUCCAAUACCUUUUCCCCUUCUACCUCUGCUCCUCAUAAUAUUGGUCUGGGCAUCCUAUUACUCUUCAUUGUUUAACCCUAUCAUGAAGUAGAAAGAUUAUGGUUAUAGCCUGGAAAAUGUUAAGAUCCAGCCAUACUAGAUCAGACCAAAGCCUUAUCUAUUCGAGUAUUCUAAUCCCUUGGUAACUAAACCCAUAAACUGGAAAUGAUUAUCUCAUACCCAACUAGAAUAGAGACUUUAGUGGGAAUAUAGACUAGUGUAGAGGCAAAGUCCUGAGGAUCUUAGCCCAGUUGCUAAAAAGGGAAUUGAAAAAUCAACACUUAGGACUCCUCUGCUGGAACGAACAAUUGGAUUUUCAGUCAAAGACAAUAGCACUCUCCUACUUCCACACUGGUACUGAGAAGCAUCCUGAUUCCUUCUAAUACUGGAGGUAUAUCAUAGCUAUCAUAAUUGGUGCUCUUUUUUCAUAGUUUUCAUAACUACUAGAUGUUGAUUGGAUUGAUGGGAAGCCUAAUAGAUAGAUGAGCUAAUGACCAGAGUGCCUGUUGUAUAAGCAGUUAAACAACCAUUGGAUUCAGCAUAACUAGGUUGAUGGAUAAUUGUGUGUGUGUGUCUUCAAGUCAUCUGCUGAUUUAUGGAGACCCUGUUGAUUUCAUAGGGGUUUCUUAGGCAAUAACACUCAAAUAUGUUUUGGUCAGAUCCUUAUUCUGAAA
Anolis sagrei ordinatus is the source of this 6532-nucleotide messenger RNA. It is a transcript of the gene CNTN2, whose product is annotated as contactin 2. Gene Ontology annotation, cellular component: axon; plasma membrane. The record is from RefSeq and is a predicted model, not a curated record. Gene Ontology annotation, biological process: axon guidance; brain development; cell-cell adhesion. NCBI's taxonomy places the organism in Eukaryota, Metazoa, Chordata, Lepidosauria, Squamata, Anolidae. Gene Ontology annotation, molecular function: cell-cell adhesion mediator activity.